UGCCGUGGGUAUUUUGUCUGUCAUUCAAUCCUUUAAAUCCUUGUCGAGUGAAUCGAAUCUCGUAUCUUACUCUGCACCAAACACAAUGACGUCUGAAACCGUCGAACAGGCAACUAGUGAUGAACAAGUCUCACCUGCUGAGAAGAAAAAAGAUCAGACUGGUAACGCAUCUACUGGCAAUGAUUCUGCUACUGACUCUGACGGCGAAGAAUCCAUUCACGAAUUAGAAGAGCAGGACCCAGCCGCUCAACAAGCCCAAGCACAGUUGGCACAAGCUGCUGGUUUAAAUGAGGAACCUGUCAGUAAAGCUAAACAAAGUAGAAGUGAAAAGAAAGCCAGAAAAGCUAUGUCCAAAUUUGGCUUAAAACCAAUUCCUGGAGUUUCAAGAGUUACCGUUAGGAAAUCUAAGAGUAUUUUAUUUGUCAUCAACAGGCCAGAUGUUUACAAAAGUCCAGUUUCUGAUACGUACAUUCUUUUUGGUGAAGCUAAGAUAGAAGAUCUCAGUCAACAGGCGCAAAUGGCAGCAGCCGAAAAAUUCAAAACAGCAGAACCAACAGCUCCCCUUGGAACAGCACCUGCUGCUGUUGCUCAACCCAUUGCUGAAGAAUCUGAUGAUGAAGAGAACGUUGACGAAACCGGAGUGGAAGCAAAAGAUAUUGAACUUGUCAUGUCACAAGCCAGUGUUAGCAGAAAGAAGGCUAUCAAAGCACUUAAACGAAAUCAAAAUGAUAUUGUCAACGCCAUCAUGGUAUGUUUUGUGUUGUAUUGA
This is a messenger RNA of Helobdella robusta, 769 nucleotides long. RefSeq lists its product as hypothetical. Gene Ontology annotation, cellular component: nascent polypeptide-associated complex; cytoplasm. The transcript has 6 exons. The coding region runs from base 86 to 769 and encodes 227 amino acids. NCBI's taxonomy places the organism in Eukaryota, Metazoa, Annelida, Clitellata, Rhynchobdellida, Glossiphoniidae. Gene Ontology annotation, biological process: protein targeting to membrane. The record is from RefSeq and is a predicted model, not a curated record.